Messenger RNA from Orussus abietinus, 7139 nucleotides. RefSeq names its product dynactin subunit 1 (gene DCTN1-p150). The transcript is spliced from 21 exons. The record is from RefSeq and is a predicted model, not a curated record. Bases 435 to 4382 code for a protein of 1315 amino acids. NCBI's taxonomy places the organism in Eukaryota, Metazoa, Arthropoda, Insecta, Hymenoptera, Orussidae. Gene Ontology annotation, biological process: establishment of mitotic spindle orientation; nuclear migration. Gene Ontology annotation, cellular component: microtubule associated complex; kinetochore; axon.
CUUUCACUCACCUCCGAGCAGGUCGUCCGACGUCGACUUCGCGCUCGCCAUGGAUACGUUGCGGUCCAUGCACCUUGGCGUUCGGCCCCGAGUAUCCGUACGUGAUUAUCCUAUCGACAACGGGAAGCACUGCACUAAGGUCAAAUACAACGAACGAAAGAGGAACGGAGGAGAUCAGAUAACGAGCCGACUACCGCGACGUCUCGCGAUCAAGUGCUAGCACGUCCCGGCGUGCUUUGUUUUGGUGAAACGUCAACGGAGUCGAGUCUACGCGCAUGCGCGCCGAGGAACGAGACCCGCCGAGUCAACCCGAAGUUAUACCGCGUUCAUGACAGGAAUUCAAAAGAAAGUUGUCGAUCGACCGUUCUGAAUAACGGCACGAUAACAGCAGCGCUGCAGUUUUUCCCGAAGGAAUUUGCAGUUUUCCUGUAAAGAUGUAUAAAGUUGGCCAACGAGUAGAAGUUAAUGGGAAAGACUGCUGUGGGCAUAUUGCUUAUAUAGGUAAUCCCACCUUUGCUUCUGGUAAAUGGAUCGGUGUAAUUCUUGAUGAACCUAAGGGGAAGAAUAAUGGUACAAUUAAAGGGCAUUCUUACUUCAAGUGCCAGGAAAAUCAUGGAAUGUUUGUGCGGCAAUCUCAACUCAUUUUAUUGGAUGAAUCUGGAAAUCGGGUGGAACCUGUUAGUCCAUCUUCUGCCGGUAGCAGUGCUACGACACCCGAUGACAGUGGGGCAGCCAGAGCUAGAAGUCGUCUGAAUAGCAAUAGCAUGAGACGGAGAAAUGAACCAACUGCUGUCAGAAGGAAAACGUCUCCUGCACAAGCUACACGUCAACAAAGUGAGAAACUUUCGGGUUCUCGCCUGUCCUUAGCCGAUAGUAGAACUCAGUUACAUGCUCCAAGUACAGAGAGUUUACCUGGAUCACAAUAUGAUCGUAAAGAUGGGGGAGAGUCGCAUAUACCCGCUCCUACGUCCACUAAACGUGCAUCUUUUAUCGAGAAAUCCCCUAGCACGAGCUCGCCUCCCGGCAAAAAGCCAAAGGCCCAAGAUGAUCAGAAUGAUACGGGUUUCGUGGAAACGUUGAAGCCGCAAUUUGUGCCAGGUCAAGCAAUAGCUGGAGCCGGAGUGGCGCCUAGUUUGGUCGAAGAAAAGUUAUCGCAACUACAACUAGCCCAGGAAAAUGAAAACUUAAAAGCUCAGAUGCGCGAUUUGAAUGAAAAAUUGGAUACUCUACGAGUGAAAAGAAUGCAAGAUAAAGAGAAAUUUAAGGAGUUCGAGAAAGCUAAACUUCAUUUGGAGCAGCUGUUGGAAUUUAAAAAUAAAGUCAUGGAAAGUCAGGCUAGUUUGCAAAGAGAAUUACAAAGAGCUCGCCAAGAAGCUCGAGAGGCACAAGUUGCGAGAGAACAGUAUCAAGAUGAAAUGGCAGAUCUCGCGGAAACUGUAGAGAUGGCUACUCUCGACAAAGAGAUGGCCGAAGAAAAGGCUGAAACGUUACAGAUCGAACUGGACCAAAUCAAGGAGAAAUUAGAAGAGCAAACGUUGGAUCUUGAAAUAUUGCGCACCGAAAUGUCGGAGCGGGCCGCAGGAGGACCUAUCCAGACAGGUGCGUCGAGCUAUGAAAUAAAACAAUUGGAACAGCAAAAUAGCAGGUUACGGGAGACAUUGGUGAGAAUGAGAGAUCUUUCUGCUCAUGAAAAGCACGAGUUUCAAAAACUUCAAAAGGAUUUGGACCAAAAGAAAUCGGAAAUCCUAGAAUUGGGACGCACGAAGGAAAAACUUUCCGCGCGCGUUGAGGAAAUGGAACAUCAGAUUGCUGAUUUACAAGAACAAGUUGAUGCGGCGCUAGGUGCAGAGGAAAUGGUUGAAGUGCUGGGAGAACGAAAAAUGGCUUUGGAAGAAAAAGUUGUGGAAUUAGAAGAGGCUGUAGCAGAUCUGGAGGCAUUGCAGGAAAUGUCGGAUGAAUUGGCAGAGUCGUCGAAAGAAUUGGAAUCGGAGUUACGAGAAGAAUUGGAUUUGGCUGUCGGAGCCACCAGAGAUGCUUUGAGGCAUCGGGAUGCAGCUUUGGAGACCCUAGCCGAUCGCGAACUUACCAUUACAAAAUUCCGUGAACUCACUCAUCAGCUGCAGGAACAGUGUUUGCAAUUACAACAGCAGCUACGAUCGACCGAAACGGCCAAGACUGGAACAAAGGGAGCCGAACAACAAUUGGCGGAAAUCCUAGAUUUCCAGAAGACGUUUGCGGAAACCCGAGCUCAGACUAAAGCUGUUGACCUUGAAUUGCGAAGGCUUGAAACCGAAGAGGCUCGUACUCACGUAAGAUACAUGUUGUCUUUCGUGUCGCCCGCUUUUCUAGCGCGCGGUGGAGAUCACGAUGCUAUUUUAACGUUACUUCUCAUACCGAGAAUCCGGCAAAAAACCGAAAUCCUGAUUUCCCAAGUACGGGAUAAGUACAGACCGAUUGAAAAAAUUGACAGGGCUACUGUAAUCAAAGGACAUUCCGUAGCGCAGUAUGUCUUCAGAAGCCGGCUGUGUUCAUAUAUGUACUCACUCCAAACAGCUCUAGGAUGCUUUGAGUCAGCUCUAAAUGUUUGCUCUCCGGAUACUCUACUUAAAGUAGGGGCUGCCUACCCUGAAAUGGCUGCACAAGAAAAGUCAUUAGAUUCCUUAAUUGAAUUGGUAAAGAGGGAUCAACUUGAUGAGAACUUGCCAAUGGAUGCUCUUGAAAAGUGUUGCGCAUAUUUCUCCACGAUGUUUUCCGUAUUAUUCGGAGAUGGCAAUUACAUUAACCAGGCUCGACUAGUUGUCGAUGGAACGAGAACCCUUGGUAACGCGUGCGACGCCAUUGCUACGGAUGCAACUGCUAUUAAAACUCUCAUUAAUGGAGAGGGAGGUGAUAUAGGACUGUUAUGCCAGCACCUCGAGACAUCUUGUGAGGUGAUACAGCAGCAUUUGAAAUCGGCGCGAAGAAGAGUACCUCGAGAUCAACUUUCAUCUUCUUCGCUAUCCAUGUCUAAUCUAGGACUGGAUAAUGAUUGCGUUGAGCAGCUGUCUCUUAGCUGCCAACACGCCAUCAAGAUAAUGAAGACACUUCAAGAUGUACUGAAAAGUGCAUUACAAGCUAUCGUAGCUAAUGGAGAUUUAGAUACAGGUUUGUCUGCGGACAAGUUGAAGGAGAUGGCUGCGAUUUCCAGUGAGAAGGUCUACGACACGGAAGACCUAGGACCCGUAGCUACCAUUAAAGCAAGUCUAAUGACAAUUCAACAACUUGCUGCUAAUUUUGCACAGAAAAUGGUAGAAUGCGAGAACGAAUUAGCUAUAUCUGGACACGCGAUACCACAGUCAAGUACCGAAGGCGAAGAGUCAGUCCCACCCAUUGUUAUUCGCGCACAACUUGCACGUAAAGAGUCCGAAGAGACUAAAAUACUCAGCAGAAAAUUGGAAGCAAGAGAAAGUGACAUUCGUGAGGCGAGAUUGGCAUUGCGAGAGAAGCAAGAAGAGUUGUCUGAAAUGACUCUAAGAAAAGAACUAGCCGAAAAGCGUGUGACAACACAGCAACACGAACUGGAAUUGAAUAUUGAGAAAUUGAAGAGAAAGUUGGAAGAAGCUCAGAAUCAACUGAAGCGAAAGGAAAAAGAAUUUGAAGAAACAAUGGAUCAUCUUCAGACAGAUAUUGAAAGUCUGGAAACGGAAAAGGGUCAACUAAAAGAGAAACUAAAAUCCUUUAGCAAGAAAACAGUAACAACCAGUGGGACAGAUGGUAUUUCAGCGGGCAGUCCUGGAACUAGCACUCCUAGUCCAUCAUCAACAGAUGAUAGAGUAUUGGCUCAGGAGUUAUCGGCAUUGCGAGAAGCCUUGAAUGAAGAACGUCGACAGAAAAAUAAAUUGCAAGCAGAUUCUCUCCUACGAAAAUUGGAUUCCUUAGAGCCGCUGACUGUCAUUUCAAGUUUGAAAAGUAUGGAUUCAAAGCUAAAUGAACUUCAUAAGAAGAAGCAAGAUCUCUUAAAGGAAAUGCAGAAGGUCGUAUUGUUACCGGCAGUCCCUGCCAUAAAAAGAAAGGGAAAUGCACCAAAGGACCUACCUGUUUUAGAAAAGGCAUUGCCAGCUUAUCAAUUGUUGCAGCGGCAAGCAGUCAUGAAUCAAUUGAAAGAACGAGCAGAUCAAUUGGUGCACGAAGUACACGAAGAAAUGAUUAAGCGCACCUUAGGAGGUAUGGCAGAAGCGGACUUUGCUGUAUUUCCAAGUCGAGAAAUGGCAGCUGCCAUAAAAGAGAAAGAACAACUAUUGGCUGCACAAAUAAGUAUCCCUUAUAACGGCCCGUCACAAUCUCACGCUGUAAAUGUGGGCACGCAAGAACUUAGAAAAAUUCAUGCUCUUCUGUGUUAUUAAAAGCGAAUUUGUUUAGGUGGCUAGGGAUUUUAAUUGUCAUGUCGAAAAUUUACUAAAUUAUGAUCAGUAAACCCAUUUAAAGGUUAAGGUGAAGUGAAAUCCCCCGUUAGUCGAUUCAAAUAGACACAUUUUUUAAAGGUAUUGCACUAAACUCGUGAGCACCUAAGAAUUAUCCUAACGCUUUCAAAAGUUGGAUUGAAACAAAAAGUUUUGUACUUAGCCUAGAUCAGAAACGAAAUGGCACCGAGUUUUCAUAUCUCGAUCAAUAUAUAAUUAUUAAAGGCUUUAAUGCGGAAAACAAAAAUGUUAGGACAAAUGUACAACAAUUUAGAACACUUUAGUAAUCGAGAAACUCGCAAUAGAACAGGAUAAAGGCAAAAAAGUGUCUUAUGAGCUGUGCUAAGAUGAAGAUAACAUGUAGUCUCGGAGAUAAAAUUUAAUUAGCACUGAAUUUACAGAUGGCGCAGGGUGGUACUUCUAUAAAUGCAUUAAGUCUGCACCGAUUAUGGGUUUUUUACGGCAUUCACAACGGUGAACGUCAAGGAGAAUCGUCUCCGUAGCGUAGGUCGAGAUGCAGUAUUUUGGUUCCAUAGGUGCGAAUAACGGAACCGUUUACUGCGUAUAGCAGUGUCUCGUUCGGCUCUGUGAGUGUUGUCUACGUGAGUGCCUGUGGAAGGACAGAUACCUCGACGCCAAAAUUUAUCAGAAAUCGCAACUCUGUAUGUCUCCAUCGUUGACGAUGAGACAGUAACUUUUGUUUCCGUCGUCACGCGCUGCCUCUUCCUGUAACGACGGUGUUAGUUUUCCUGUCUCGGUGGUGGUCGUCCGUCUCAGGAGCACGGCGGAAUGCACCUACUGGCCUUAUACCCGAAUCACGAUGGUAGAAACGACGACCCCGACUGUUGUUAUUCCGCUUUCUCGACAUCGAGUGUUCACGCAGCCUGGUGUCUGAAUUUGAACCGCUAUGGUCCCCUUCUGUCCGCCUAAUUACCUCGUCGAUAGCUAUACAUGGGACCUUCAUCUGCUUUCCCAGGGUGAUUUUUUGUACGGGACGGGAGUCGGGCCCACCGAGUCUACGACGCGAAGUAGACUACUUGCUUCGACGAUCUUGUCCACCAAUUCCAUCCUGUGUUUACGGAGAGGACGGUUUGGACAUUGUUGGGCAUGCGUUUCAUUUACAAUGACCGCAGUACCUUCGGGCUGGCUUUUCUGGCCGCGAGAGUCUGCAUUUCUCUCAGAAGCUGGGAUGGGCACUUGUUGCCCAGCUCCAAGCCGGAGAGGAAGAUGCUUAGCUUUUUUUCCCCCAAGUUGACGAAGCAGGCGAUGAGGCGUGUUUUUAAACAUUGAUAUUUUUCACUCGGGGGAGACUACACGGACAUUAUUGUCUGCGUAGUUGCUUAGCACGGUGGAGUUGGGGACUGUAACGGCGGCCAAGAAUUUGGAAUUGUCGGACCGAAUCUGGUGCGAAGAGAAUUGCGCCUGAACAUGGGCGAAUCGUAUUGCCGGGUUUUGCUCCCAGAAAGACGGUGGUCUCGAUUUAAUUUACGUCGGGUUGACCGCCUGGUGACUCGGGUACAUCCGCUCCUCCAGGCUGUGCAUUAGUAGGAUGUGACGUCGGCAAUAGGAAUUAUGCCCAUCUAUCACUUGAACCACUUUACAGUUUAGUUUGUCUGUUCAUUCGAAUACGCAGGUUACACAAUGCGAUUUUACCGACACAGAGGUUCAAUAACAACAUUCAAGCAUUUUAACGGCGCUGCUUGAUAUGGAGCUUGUCAAUUGUCUCCCGACGUUCCACCAUUAUGACGACCGGCAAGCUCCAUAUGAAGCUCCAUAUGAAGCAGUGUCGUUAGAAUGCUUAAGUAUUCUAAACAUUAAGCACCAUGUCAGUCACCGGGGACUGACAGUAUACUUUCGUCGGAUAAAUUCGGACGUAGUCGGAUAUCGUGGGCUAUAACGGAAGGGAAGACAAAAUAGGCUUGACGCUUAACGCGUUAAGCCUCUGUGUCAAUAAAACCGCAUCGCGUAAUCUUUGUAUCCGAACGAACAGCCUAAUAAAAUUAUUGAGCGGUCUAUAGUGAUAAAUGUAAGUACUUCCCAUUGCCGACGUCACACCCCUACAUACUCUGCAGUCCGAAUAUCAGAAAUCAUGGAUCUAGGGAAUUUUCAAAGUUUUACUCCGAUUUCUUUAUAAUCAUUGUACGAAAACGACAUAUGUAGUAUGCCAUUCGGUAUAAUGUUCACUACAAUACAACACUGCUGUCAGUGUAACAGCGAAUAUGGGUGAUGUAGGUAUUUAGAAGAAUCUUUUUUACCGACAACAUUUAAAUUUCUCUACGAGUUUCACUUCAUCUUAAUCUCUUUUAUUUUAGAUAUCGCCUCAAAUAGACCUUGCAGUGGAGUUAUAACAAAAAUGUAUUAUUCUCUUGUAUAUAUUAUUAAUGCUUUUUUACUAAUUAAGUUCAUAUCGAAUAAAUAAGUUGUCAUAACCUUAUAUAGUAUUAAGAUCUGGAUUUUAAGUAGCGCGGGUAGAAUUUUAGAUAGCGAUUUUGCAUGAGCGUUGUACAAUGUUAACGUUAACUGUACGCUUUCUUAUAAUUAUUUACUUAUUGUCUCUGGUUUGAUGACUGGUGCAUCAAGGGCGUGAGACAAUUUGUGCUCUGAAGUCCGUACAUUCAGUCUUUGGUAAUGCAUCGUGCCUCGAUGAUAUGUGCGAACUGAACGUGUUUCUAAAAUUAUAAAGUAUUUCAUAUCCUUGUA